Molecule: messenger RNA, 393 nt
Organism: Lethenteron reissneri (Far Eastern brook lamprey)
Lineage: Eukaryota; Metazoa; Chordata; Hyperoartia; Petromyzontiformes; Petromyzontidae
Product: cornifelin homolog B-like
Source: RefSeq, a predicted model, not a curated record
AUGUCCAUGCCAGUCUGGUCCAGCGGUCUCUUCUCCUGCUACCAGGACAUCUACUCCUGCCUGCUGGGCUGCCUCUGCCCCUGCGCUCUGAUCGGUGGACUGGCGAGCAAAAUGGGAGAGAGCUCUAUGCUGGGGUGUCCGUGCUGGAUGCAGGUCGCAGCCAACGCGAUGCGGGCGUCCAUCCGCGAGAGAUACCGCAUCAGCGGCUCCCUGUGUAACGAUCUCCUCACCCUCCACUGCUGCUUGCCGUGCGCCGCGUGCCAGAUGCACCGCGAGGUGUCCGUGCGGGGCUGGCACCGAGGACGCAACAGCAUGGACGGCCUCCUGCGCUCCGCUGGGUUCAACCCCUACGCCGAGCCCGGCAUGGGCAUCAAUCCCAGGGCCAUGGCCUGA